ACGCGCCUUCAUGCUCUGAACUCUACCAAACUCUUGCUCUGGCUCAUUCCCUCCUACUUCUUCAGCAUCACAUAAAAACCAUGGACAGAAAGCGAGUUCCAGGCCCCGAACUGAGCGUGGCUCCCUUGGUGGAGUACCCUCUCGACCAUAAGCGAUGGACACCACAGGACGAAACACGCCAUGACCCUAAGCGACAGCUCGAAGAUAUGCGGCCAAUCUAUCUGAAGACAGGAUUGAUCAGCCAAGCAAACGGAUCUGCAUAUAUCGAGCUCGAAAAGACGAAGCUCGCCUGUGGAGUGUAUGGACCAAGACCAGCAAAGAGAACAGGAGUCUUCAGCGGAAAGGGCACCCUAAACUGCGAGAUCAAGUUUGCGACCUUCUCUUGUGCCAAGCGCCGAAGCAACAUCAGGGACCCACAAGAAAGAGAGCUCUCUCAAAUCCUAACUCAGGCUUUAACACCCGCCGUGCGUCUGGAUCUCCUCCCCAAAUCCGCUAUCGACGUCUUCAUCACAGUCCUCGAAUCCGACGGUUGGGGAUCCUGUCUCGCCGCAGCCAUCACAGCGGCCUCCGCAGCCCUGGCCCAUGCGGGAAUCGAGAUGUUGGACCUCGUCGCAGGAUGCUCGGCCUCGUAUAUUCAAACGGGAUCAAUAUCAUCAUCGGGAUCGACCUCAAUAGGAGCACCGCAGAUCUUUAUGGAUGCUGAUCUGGAAGAAGAAAAGUAUGAGCAGGGCGCGAUCGUCUUGGCUUACAUGCCCUCCUUGAACGAGGUCACCCAUGUCCUCCAGAGCGGGAAGGCUGAAGGAUCGAUCAUUUCACAGUCUGUUGAACAUUGCGUAGAAUCAUGCAACAAGAUCUACGCGGUUAUGCACCACGCUCUGCUGGAAUCCAUCAACGAGAACAACGCCUCCCACCAAUAACACAGCAUAGCGCAAUAACCUGCGGACGCCAGGAGCAUCUUAGAAUGGUUCAUGCAAGAGGCGGCAGCAGGAAUGGAAAAGACCAUCAAAUAAAACAAUCAUUAUUAACGAAUAUCAUUGAAAUCGUCUUUUUUGUAUGCCAGGGUGCUUUUUUUUUUUUUUUUUUUUUUUUUUUUUUUUUU
Gamsiella multidivaricata is the source of this 1099-nucleotide messenger RNA. Its product is annotated as 3' exoribonuclease family, domain 1-domain-containing protein. Gene Ontology annotation, biological process: rRNA catabolic process; poly(A)-dependent snoRNA 3'-end processing; nuclear mRNA surveillance. Gene Ontology annotation, cellular component: cytoplasmic exosome (RNase complex); nucleolus; nuclear exosome (RNase complex). The record is from RefSeq and is a predicted model, not a curated record. The coding region runs from base 81 to 917 and encodes 278 amino acids. The transcript has 5 exons. Lineage: Eukaryota; Fungi; Mortierellomycota; Mortierellomycetes; Mortierellales; Mortierellaceae.